UUGACCGUACACUUUGCCGUACAAAAACAACAAUGGCGUCUUCGGCGCUGGUUCACGUCAGAAUAUGUGGACAAGAAGUAAUCAAAUAUGACUUGCAAAUAAAGGCUCUCAUACAGGACAUCAGGGAUUGUCCUGGGCCUCAAACUGCUCUCAUGGAGCUCAACUCUCAGGUCAAAGAAAAAUUCAGUGAGCUGCGGCUCAGGAUACAGGAUCUGGAGCAGAUGGCAAAAGAGCAGGACAGAGAGUCAGACAGACUGGCCAUCAUGGCAGAGACAGAAAGCCAACGGCGGCAAAUGCUGAGUAACCAGAUAGCAUGGAGGAAAGCUAACUUGGCUUGUAAACUGGCUAUAGACAACAUGGAGAAGGAUGAGCUGCUGCACAGUGGAGAAAACCAGACCGCCAGACAGAGGAAGGUAACCAAGGAAAGUCUUGUUGAAAGCAGUAGUGACAUCACAGAGAGUCUGAUGUCCAUCUGUAGGAUGAUGUCUGAACAGGUGAAGCAGAGUGAGGACACCAUUGGUACCUUGGCUACCUCCUCCAGAACAGUGCAAGAAACUAACGAGGAGUUUAAAAACAUGACAGGAACCAUCCACCUGGGAAGGAAACUUAUUCUGAAGUACAAUCGACGGGAGCUGACAGACAAGCUGCUCAUCUUUCUGGCUCUGGCUCUCUUCUUCGCCACUGUUCUCUACAUCCUCAAGAAACGCCUCUUCCCUUUCAUCUAGAGAACCAGCUGUGUCCACCUCUGGCUUGUAAGAGGUUACCAUGUGGAGGUGUAAAGUAAAAUCACAGCUCACAUGGAGUAUUGGAACUAACAGCAAGACUGGACUGCGCUUCAUGGAGGCAGUGAAAGCAGUUUACCUUGUACAAUAUGCAAAAUGUUGCUUUACAAAAGUCAGUCAUUGUUUAUUUUUGUGUACACACUCCCUGUGUGUACACAAACUAAAGCUACACACUGCCUGAUUUUUCCCAAGAACUUUUGGGUGAAUGUGUCAUGUAGACUGAACCUUGAGUUCAUGCCGUUAACUGAAUUGUUAGAAGUUAAAGCUUCGCUUGUGACCGUUAGAAAAUUAUUUUGGAUAAGCACUUUAAAGCCUACUGAUCACAGCCAGAGUAUGCAAUAACUUUAGGUAUAUUUUUUAACAUUUCAUUGUGUGCUCUGAAAGUGUUGAGUCUACUCUGAGUGUUGCAAAGAUGCUGUUAAAGUUGUCGACGUGCCUUCUUCCCUCCAGUCUGACAUCCGUUAAGCUAACCUUCUUCACGUCCGCUCUUCUUCCUUGACUCCAAAAUGGUUCUUUCCCCACCUUGAUCAUUGUUACUCUAAAUGCAUAUCAAGGAGACAGACUGAAGCCUAACUUUAGGGGAAGGAACACGUGAAUCCUAAAUGGACAUCUUCUAUCGAGCUAUGUUACAGAAAUCAGGAACCUCCACAUGUAGCACAAAUUUUGAAAUCACCUUUGUGUGCAGCUGUGGAAUUGAGGAAAUUCUCGUUUUCAGAACUGGGUCCUGAUCGACAUUUACACCUAGACCAUGUCUGUAAAAGUCUUCUUUCUGAAUCAGGUUGAGUAUUUUGGACAUACUGAGAGAUGCAUAACUGGAGAUGCUAGAAUAUCCAACAUAUCACAAUUUCAGAUGCAAAACUGUGAAUGUGUGAAAAGACAUUUUGAAUAAAUAAAACUAUCCCAACACA
Molecule: messenger RNA, 1690 nt
Organism: Melanotaenia boesemani (Boeseman's rainbowfish)
Lineage: Eukaryota; Metazoa; Chordata; Actinopteri; Atheriniformes; Melanotaeniidae
Gene: bnip1b
Product: BCL2 interacting protein 1b
Exons: 6
Coding region: 33-725 (230 amino acids)
Biological process (GO): retrograde vesicle-mediated transport, Golgi to endoplasmic reticulum
Cellular component (GO): SNARE complex; endoplasmic reticulum
Molecular function (GO): SNAP receptor activity
Source: RefSeq, a predicted model, not a curated record